GUGUUCAUCAUUGCCCAUAUGGGCGAGUGCGUGUUGAUCCUGAUGAUGCCACUUCUUUUCAGAUGGGGAGACAGCUUGGGGGCGUCAUAUAUACUCACUCUUUUUGCAGGCAUCUUGAUAUCUUUCACCAUUCUUGUCCAUGUUGCUCGCGCAUUUGCCCGUGAUCUGGACAUGCUGCAGAAGAGUCUAGCAGAGUUCCGGGUCCAGAACGCCAAAUGCGCUUGUUGUGACUCUCACCACGUGGAUGCAUGGGGCGAACCUCUAGCUUGCGACCGCGAAGUGCUGCUUCGAUGUAUCAACGUGUGGUUUGGAAGCACAGAGAAUUUUGACCUCCGCGUGCAAGGACCAGUAAGGAAGACCGUGCUUGGGAACCUGACCAGCCCAGUGCAUUUCUACCGACGCGUGGUAGAAAGCGCUUGUCCUGUGAUGUGGCUUUUCAUGGAUGUGCUGGCCAAGUUCAUGACUACCGAUGAGUGGAGGACAGGUCCAAUAGCCAUCGAGACCAUCUUCGCAGGUCUCGGAUACUGGCUGGCCACUAUCCCCACGGUUGUCAUGCUGGCAAUGAUGAUGACCUACGCGCUCCGGGCAAAACAGGACUGCGUGCUCUGCGAAGGGCUGCGUACACUGGCGCCGGUCGCAAUCAGCGGUUGUCUCAUUCCCCUCAGUCAUAUCAUCGAGCAGCUCAUUUUUACUGAAUUUACAGAGCCUGACAACUUUCAUCAAAGGGCUGUGGCACAGACUUUAAUCUUUUGCGGCCUGGUGAUAGUCACCAUUGCCAUUGGACUUGCCUUUUCCAGGGCACGAAGAUACGCCCUGGCACUCUGA
This is a messenger RNA of Symbiodinium pilosum, 825 nucleotides long. The record is from the annotation of a GenBank genome assembly. Lineage: Eukaryota; Dinophyceae; Suessiales; Symbiodiniaceae.